Messenger RNA from Didymodactylos carnosus, 954 nucleotides. The record is from the annotation of a GenBank genome assembly. NCBI's taxonomy places the organism in Eukaryota, Metazoa, Rotifera, Eurotatoria, Philodinida, Philodinidae.
AUGAAUACAAAAGUCAAGCCAUCUUCUAAGUCAAUUCAUCUUCCAACAUGGCUUCACAAUCUCAUUAAAUAUCUGGAGAAAGGAUGGCACUACUUGGUUGUACCACCGUUGGUUGAAAAAGCAAAACGUCUUGAACAUGAAGAGAAGAAAAAACAGAAAAGUAAAGACGAAGACGACGAUGAUGACUUCGAAAUUGAUUACAAGCGUGCUACAUCUGAAUUUUUUCGACGAUUAUUCGCAGAAUUCAUCGGCACAAUGUUACUCACAGCUGGACAUGGCGCUGAUCGUCUAGAAUCAAAACGUGGUCUCAUUUCAAAUGAAAGUGCGGCAUUCAACAAUGGCGUCUCACUUCUUUUUCUAGUCUACUCCCUUGGUGGUCUGAGCGGUGCACACUUUAAUCCCAUCGUUACAAUGGCCUUCACUGCACGUCUCGUCUUUCCGUGGAUUUGGCUGCCGUUCUAUUUACUAUUUCAGUUUAUCGGUGCACUCUGCGGUGGACUGAUCAUACGCGCCUUGUUCGGUGGAACAUACGCUGCUUUGGGAACGAACAGUGUCGAUACGCACGUAACAACGGUGGCCAGCUGUUUCAAGUGGGAAAUUUUCUUAACCUUCUGUCUUCUCUUCGUCAUCCUGCAGACAGCUACGAAAGCCAAUAUCAUAGGUAGUCAGGCUGCAAUUGCUGUUGGCGCCGUAGCGGCAUUUGACUCGUUGCUCGGCGGCUACUACUCAACGUCUUCAAUGAAUCCGUUUCGUACUCUCGGUCCAUCGAUCAUUAACAAUUCAACAGACAAUCGACACAGUCUCUGGAUCUACAUUGUCGGACCGUUCCUCGGCGGAUUACUCGCCUGGGUCGUCGUCAGUUUACUCCAGGGCUAUCUACCAAAGUCAAAGAAUGAAAUUAUAAGUGCACACGGCGAAGAACUCAACAAUGUACCGGAUGAAAUCGAUGUUUAG